This is a messenger RNA of Phragmites australis (common reed), 2375 nucleotides long. Its product is annotated as protein IRREGULAR XYLEM 15-like. Gene Ontology annotation, biological process: xylan biosynthetic process. The record is from RefSeq and is a predicted model, not a curated record. Lineage: Eukaryota; Viridiplantae; Streptophyta; Magnoliopsida; Poales; Poaceae. The coding region runs from base 1181 to 2161 and encodes 326 amino acids. The transcript has 3 exons.
AGCUUUGCUAUCCCUACCUGCUGCGAUGAACAGUUUGUUUUGGUUUUAUGUUUUACUUCCUCUUUACCAACUCCCUUUUGCUUGGAGGACCAACCCAAGCUUAUAUGAGUUUGUUACUGCUGUGAACAACCGUAUUUUGCAGGUUAGAAUUACUUCAUGUGAAUGCGAAAUAGUUCAGAACUGCACAAAGUGUAGGCAGCGUGCGUUUCAUGUCCGUUUUUGCCGAGGCUUCACUCGAAGGCAACAGAGAGGAAUAGACUGACAGCCACUUCACGUCUGCAACUUUAGUUCAUGUCACGCCUGUGGCUUAAAUUCUAAGUGUUUGCUGAUAUAAUCUUGCUAUCAGUAAAGGGAUUCCAGUCUUCUUUUCUUCAACAUUUUUCUCACCAAACCUGAUAUAUUCUAUUGGCUGCUUCUGUUUCAUGUCUGGUGAUGGACAGAAGGCUGCUGAUUGCCCUUCCAAAAUGUGGAGCCAUCUUCUGUUGCUUUUCAAGCAAUUAAUGGUGCCCUUCUAUCAUCAGGUAGCUAUGAGACAAUGCACAGUAAGUUCUUUCCCGCUCUUGGGCUGUUUGGAAUGCAGGAAUUUCACAGAUAAUUUGAAGAAAUUUAUAGGAAACAAUUCAAAUCAGGAAUUGAGAAAAAUUCUCGCAUUCCAAUCGGGCCUGUAUGGCCACUGAACAAUCUCUGGUUGAGUUCAUUUUCUUGUUUUUUAACUGAAUGACUGAGCUAAAAUGAAUAUGUGUGUUGCUGUUAGAAGUUAAAACAAGAUUUGGUACAUUUUAUCUUCAGAGAAAGACCUGGUGUCUAAAUCAAAGGAGUGCCAUCCAAACCUACCUAAAUUUGAGCACCUCUGAAGCAAACCUGCAGGUUGCAACUCUCAAGCAAUUUUUAACCUAGCUUGAUUUCCUGCCAAACAUGCCAACUACUAAUCCAACACAGGCUUAUUUUACUUUGCUUAAUUAAGUUAGCUUAGCCUGUCAGUCAGUCUGUCUGUCUGUCCCAACCCCCAUCCCAUCCCAACCUCCAUUCCUUCCUUCCUUGCCACACACACACACACACACCUGAACAUGUCAGUGUGAGUGAUCCUUCUAUCUGCACCACCUCAUCCUCUAAACCUUAUUAGCCCCACAAGACAAGCACGCAGAAGCAGAGGAGGAGGAGGAAGGAGAAGGAGAAGGAGAUGAAGCCAAUGGCCGGGCCGAAGCUGCUCGUCGUCCACACGUCGUCGAACAAGGCGGUGAACGGCGUGGCGUUGACAUCGCCGGCGUCGCCCAUGCCGUUUCUUGGCUCGUCCCGGUGCCUGUGGCUGGUGGUUUUCCUGGCUUUGUUCACCUGCGUGUCCCUCCUCACCGUGUUCUCCACGGCGCGCGCCUCGGCCGGGGCAGCGUACCAGGCAACGCUGCUAACAGUCAGCGCCGUCGCUUCGGGUGGUGGAGGAGGAGGUGGCGCGGCAGAGGUUGGCCUGCCGGGGUACGUGUUCGACGCGCUGGUGCAGUACGCGGCGGCGGCGGGGAACUCGACGGCGAGCAUGCCGGAGGCGGACGUGCGCGCGAUCGCGUCGGUGCUCCGGCCGCGCGCGCCGUGCAACCUGCUUGUGUUCGGGCUGGGCGCGGAGACGCCGCUGUGGCGCGCGCUGAACCACGGCGGGCGCACGGUGUUCCUGGACGAGAACCCGUACUACGUGGCGCACCUGGAGGGCGCGCACCCGGGGCUGGAGGCCUACGACGUCGCCUACGCCACCGCCGUGCGCGAGCUGCCGGACCUCCUCGACGCCGCCCGCGCCGCCGAGUGCCGCCCCGUCCAGAACCUGCUCUUCUCCGAGUGCCGCCUCGCCAUCAACGACCUGCCUAACCAGCUCUACGACGUCGCGUGGGACGUCAUCCUCGUCGACGGUCCGCGCGGGUACACGGAGGGGUCGCCGGGGCGCAUGGCGGCGAUCUACUCGGCGGCGGUGAUGGCGCGGACCAAGGGCACGGAGACGGAGGUGCUGGUGCACGACUACGAGCGGGAGGUGGAGAGCACGUGCGGGCGGGAGUUCCUGUGCGAGGAGAACCGGGUGACAGGGACCAGCACGCCGUCGCUCGGACACUUCCUCGUGCGCGGCGGCGCCGCCGCCAACCGUGAGGCGUUCUGCGGGCCGCCCGCCGGGAACGCUAACUAAUAAUCUAGUCAUUUUUCCGUUUAGUUUCGUAGUCCUUUUUGUGAUGAUGGGAAAAGUGUUAAUGCAUGUGAUGUUCUGUAAAAUUGAAUCCCGAGCAAUCUUCCUCGUCCAAACAAAAGGUAAAUAUAAUUUGAGAGAAGAAGAAAUAAACGGGGAUUUAUAUAUCUUGCACGGAGUGAAAGAAAUGGGAAUGGAAUUCACUCGCACAAUUGAA